Molecule: messenger RNA, 1704 nt
Organism: Dracunculus medinensis (Guinea worm)
Lineage: Eukaryota; Metazoa; Nematoda; Chromadorea; Rhabditida; Dracunculidae
Source: the annotation of a GenBank genome assembly
ACUUUUGAGCGGGUGGUCGUUCAAAAUAUCUUACAUGGCCUUAGUCCAUCUCUAUCUGAUGCAAUUGGAUCGGUAUCGAGAUGGCGUUUUGUACGGGCUGCUUUUCCACAUAUUGUUCAAUGCUGCGCAACGCUUCUUUCGGAAGCAGCAAAUAGCAAAGGAUCUUCACCACUUAGUGGACCACUUUCAAAAAUACUUUAUAUUUUGCACUGGCUGCUCUUGGAUUCAGCUAACGAAUGCUGCGAUGCAGAAAGUAGAAAGAGCCUAAUAGAUAGUGGUGAAUGGAAUGCACAUUCGGUACGAAGAUACACAUUUUCUAUAAGUAGUAUCCAGUUGUUUGUUUACUUGAUUACACCUCUUAUCAGUGUGAUUAAUGAAGAAAACAUUUCUUCACAUAUUCGACUCGAAAGUGGUCUGAAAAUUUGGCAAUCACUUUGGCAAUACCGUCAGCCAGAAGUUCUCUGUUUUUGCGCUCCAGUAAAGCAGCGACGCUCGCUUAUUCCUUUUAUCACUGUUGCGAAGAAAUCACCGAGAAACUCAGUCGUUCAAGGCAUAUAUCUCGGCGAUGAAAAAGAAACCACAAGACGUUUCUCGACUGUAUCAGCACAAUUCGCUAAUUUUCCGCAGUUUACCUUACCACCUGCUAAACCACCUCGGAGCGACCUAGCGGUCUUGGAAAGUUUGGGAAAGAAGGCGGACAAACACAAGAAAUUACGAAGCAUAAAUAAUUAUAAAAAUGCAAACAGUAAAUCAAAGUCGAAAGCUGAAAUUUUUAAUGAUAAUGAUACGAAGAGUCGAGUAGUGAGAAGCGUUAGUGAAUAUCAUGACGAUAACCUUGCUUUGGAUAUCAGGCAAAAGUUUGCAAAGAGUAAAACGACGACUUUCGACAUAUCGCCAACGGUGACAAGAGGUAUGGAGGAGAUUGAUAUGGCAUUAAAAUUAGUCGAGAAUAAUUCUUUAAGUGAUAUGAUGGCUGACCUAUCCGAGAAAGCUCCACUUGUUCAACUCCAAGAAAUUUGUUCAAACAUAUCCAAUGACAUAGAAAUUCCAUUACAAAAUGCUUGCGAUAUCACAUGCGGAAAAUGUAAAACAGUAAUUUUCCGUAAAGGAUCUCUUGUUGGAACUUGUAAAUGCUCAAAAGAUGUUCCUAUAUCUAGUAGUAAAUUGAACAUUGUUCCAACUCGAUCAAGCUCGGAGCAAAAUAGUUCAGUUAUGAGCUGUGAACGAAGUACAGACGAGACGAUAUCUAGUAUACACACUGUAAUUCGGAGACCAACCAUUGCUAUCGAAAAUGAAAUUAUUAAAAAGGAAUACGAUCCUCUGGAAAAUUUGUCUUGUGGAAGUGAAAUAGUGCAGCAGAACAAUACUGAUCCACAAGAGGCAAGUUACCUUGAUAUAGCUGUGAUACGUUGCCUACUGAUAAAACAGUGGUCAGAAGAUGGGAUUCACUGGGCAUUGAAAUAUUUGAUUAAUCGACUUAAUGAUAUUGAGAGGUAUCGCAAUACUCAAGAUGGCAUGUUUCGAUCCCGUGCAAAUUCCGCACCUACAACUCCACAUCUGAAGGUUGUGCAGUGCAGAACGGAUAUUCGACAAAAUUUGCCAACGACUGUGAGUCGUGCUCCAAACUGGGACGAUUUACAACUCAAUAAUGUUAUAAGCGGUUUUAGUCAAUUUAUGAAGAAUUCCGAUCCCAAUAGGAGGUAA